CUUCAACCUCUUCUUUUCUCCAUACCUGCCUAUGACGCUAUGACAAACUCAGACAGUAAAAAGAUUUGCUACUAUGAAUUAUUGGGUGUGGACAGGAAGUGCGAUGCGGCUGAGAUCAAAGCGACAUAUCGGAAGCUUGCAUUGCGCAUGCACCCGGAUAAAGCACACCAAAAUGGGAUGUGUCCAGAGGAAGCCACCAAGCGAUUCCAGCAGAUCCAGGAGGCCUAUUCUGUUCUUUCGGAUGUGCAGGAAAGAGCUUGGUAUGAUGCUCAUCGAGAGCAAAUACUAAGAGGUGAUGAUGGGCCCGGCGAGGACCCUUUCAAAACUAAAAUCAACCUCUACAAGUACUUUAGUGUAUCCUGCUUCGAUGGAUUUGGAGAUGAUCCUUCCGGGUUCUUUGCGGUUUACCGUGAGCUCUUUGAGGCAAUUGAUGCUGAAGAAGAGCAGUGGGAGGAUGCUGAUGAAGAUCAUGUUGCAAUGCCACCGUUUGGGGGACCAGAUGCAGAUUGGGCAGACGUGUCAGCCUUCUACAGGCAUUGGCUUGAGUUCUGCUCCAGAAAGGCAUUUGGGCAUGCGGAUCAGUGGAAUCCGAAGGAGGCUCAGAAUCGUCAAGUUCGAAGAGCCAUGGAGCAGGAAAAUAAAAAAGCCAGACAGGCUGCAAAAAAGGAAUUCAAUGCAGAAGUCCGCCAACUUGUCAAGUUUGUUCAAAAGCGGGACCCUCGAGUUCUCGCACGCCAGAAGCAGCAGAUGAAGGAAAAUAUCGAGAAGAACCAGAGGGAUCGAGCGCAAAAGGAAAAGCAAAAAGCUGAUCAGGUGAAGGAGAGGGAAGAGCGCAAAGUUGCUGCCAGGCAAGCCGAAGAGGAAAGAUGGGCAGAAACGAAAGCACGAAAGGAGGAGCAAAGAGCUCGUGGGGAAGUUGUGAGUGAGGAAGAAGAUGACAGUGAGGACAGAGACACCGACGCAAGACUUGUCCUAGCAGUGGCCGUGGAAUACUGUUGUGAACCUUGUCGCAAGACGUUCAAAUCCGAGAAGGCCUUUGACCAACACGCGAAAAGCAAGAAGCAUUUACAGGUUGUUGCCAAGUUUCGGAAGGAGUUAGACGAAGAGAUGGAGGAAGAAGCAAAGAACGAGGAUCGAUCAGAGGAAAGUGAAGACAGUCUAGGUCAUGCGGAACAGUUCAAACCUGUUGAGAAGGCUUCAGAAGGGCGAAAAGAACCAACACCUGAGGCAAAGACUGAGGAGGGCAACUCAUCAAAUGAGAGCAACAGUGAAAGUGAUGAGGAUGACUUUUUGCUUCGCUUUGCAGCUCAAAAGAGCAAAAGCGCUGGACGAGGCUAUCCUGCAGCUUCCCCUCCAGCUACAGAGGAAGAUCGAGGUGGUGAUGGUACAGAUGGCGAAGAUGGUGAAGAUGCGGAUGCGAGGGAAGAAGAGCCCGUCAAUGACGUUCGUAGUCGUAGGAGCGAGAGAAUGUGCAAGACCUUGUCAACGGUGUCAAAAAGGCACAGAGGGCAAGCAAGCAGGAGGCGAAAGCCACUGAUUUGACUGGACCAAUCCCAGAGGGCAACUCUUGCGGUGUCUGCAAAGAGGACACCUUUGUGGUUGGCAGGGCCAUAGCAGAUGGCCUUGAGCAUUUUGAUCACAGGACUUCCCCAGCCGGUCGGCUCUUUUCAAACACAUCAAGGCCGGGGGUAACGCCAUGCCCAAAGUAUAGCAAGUGUAUGCAAUGGCUAUCAAUUCACGUAUUGCAGACCUGCUUGCAUGUGGAUUUCUACUUGCUUGGUCACUUUUACAACUGUCAAGGCCAGUGGUCACGCAUUGCUGAAGCCGGCGGAACCCGUUGCCAAAGGUCGCAAGUCGAAGAGAUAGUCGGUCUGGAACUUCUUAUUCCCCGACGAUUCCCC
Durusdinium trenchii is the source of this 1901-nucleotide messenger RNA. Lineage: Eukaryota; Dinophyceae; Suessiales; Symbiodiniaceae. The record is from the annotation of a GenBank genome assembly.